AUGCUUCGUCGAAAGCCAACGGCUAUUGCUAUAACUUCUGAAGACAUUGCUGCCUUUGAAGAAGCCAGACUUCGGAAACUGUCUGAAGAAAACAAACACCCAGAACAACACGCAAAAGGGUCCUCCAAUGCCAACCUUGACCCCAGCGAUGAGCUGAAACCACUCCCUGGUGACAAGGCUAGGAUUAUUCGGACCCGUGAAGAGAGGAUAGGCAUUAGUCGGCGUGGCUGA
This is a messenger RNA of Penicillium crustosum, 231 nucleotides long. RefSeq names its product CDC26 family anaphase-promoting complex subunit. The record is from RefSeq and is a predicted model, not a curated record. Lineage: Eukaryota; Fungi; Ascomycota; Eurotiomycetes; Eurotiales; Aspergillaceae. The transcript has a single exon. The coding region runs from base 1 to 231 and encodes 76 amino acids. Gene Ontology annotation, biological process: anaphase-promoting complex-dependent catabolic process. Gene Ontology annotation, cellular component: anaphase-promoting complex.